UUCAUCUCGUAAUCUUUCUCCUUUUAUUAGUAUCUUCCUUGUAGUUCUGUUCUGUGUUUCUAUGCACCAACUUUCUAACCUGGUCCCCUGUUCAACUUCUGCCGUAUCCCUAAACCGCUCCCCUUUUCUGCAAUUUGAGUUGGAACUUUGAUAAUCUACUACCUAGUUUCAACGUCUCAUAUCCAAAAUGGAUUUUCUUUUGUUUUUGUUUUGUCUUAACUUGUUUAUUCACUUGUUUGACAAAUAUGUGAAAACCUUUUUGGUUAACCAGGGUUUCCGUGUAUAUGCAAGAUUCAGCGGCAGUCCUGAAUUCAAAAGCUAUAAUGAUCUUCGUUUGCAGUUAUUAUCUACGAAGAGGGAUCUUAAUAAUGUCAGUGCUCAAGAUGAAUUUGCGAAGUGGGCUCGUUUAAAUCGAAAGUUUGAUCAACUGAACGUGAAAUGGGAGAAGCAAUCAAAGAUCGUCAGCCAAAAGUCCGAAGGUGUAAAGAAACUUAUCAGCUUAACAUUCUGGAUUGUGACUCGGGGAUACCGCUUCAUCGUUCAAUUCAAGAAUUCUGGCAAUCCUGUGUUUGCUGUUCCUGAAGGCAUGUUGCCUACUUGGGCUUUGUGGUUCCUAGCCUUGCCUAAAGCGAAAACUGGUUAUGUGAGUGUUGCUGUCUGGAACUUUGCUUCACAAAAGGUAAUCAGUACUCUCUUGUAAGGAUGCUCAAAACGAAUCGGAAAUCUCUUGGUACAAAGGUAAUAUAUAGAAGCUAUGGGUUCUAACUACGUAUUUAAUUGCGCUUGUUCUUCCACAAUCAUUCGGAAAGUCAUCUUACAAAAGUGGCAUUCACACCUUUCCGAACACAUGUAUUACGGACAGCUUAAAAAAAAAAGAAUAUCCUCCCCCUUCUUAUUUCGUUGUGUGAGAUACAAUUAUAUAAAUAGUCUACUGAUCGUUUACUAUCUGAGAAUUAUUUGCACAUUCAUUAUAAGUACGGUCCUUCAUUUUCUUGCUUCAACUUGUCCAUAUAAUAAAAUUUGUGUUCGCCCUUUUUACAGA
Molecule: messenger RNA, 1042 nt
Organism: Schizosaccharomyces japonicus yFS275
Lineage: Eukaryota; Fungi; Ascomycota; Schizosaccharomycetes; Schizosaccharomycetales; Schizosaccharomycetaceae
Product: GET complex subunit Get1
Exons: 3
Coding region: 188-700 (170 amino acids)
Biological process (GO): protein insertion into ER membrane; establishment of protein localization to membrane; tail-anchored membrane protein insertion into ER membrane
Cellular component (GO): endoplasmic reticulum membrane; endoplasmic reticulum; GET complex
Source: RefSeq, a predicted model, not a curated record